Molecule: messenger RNA, 759 nt
Organism: Myxozyma melibiosi
Lineage: Eukaryota; Fungi; Ascomycota; Lipomycetes; Lipomycetales; Lipomycetaceae
Product: putative 40S ribosomal protein S3
Exons: 2
Coding region: 1-759 (252 amino acids)
Biological process (GO): translation
Cellular component (GO): nucleus; cytosolic small ribosomal subunit
Molecular function (GO): structural constituent of ribosome; RNA binding
Source: RefSeq, a predicted model, not a curated record
AUGGCCACUGAGAUUUCCAGCAAGAGAAAGCAGGUCGCUGACGGUGUUUUCUUCGCCGAGCUCAACGAGUUCUUCACCCGCGAGCUUUCCGAGGAGGGAUACUCCGGUGUCGAGGUCCGCUCUGCCCCCACCAAGACCGAGAUUGUCAUCCGUGCUACUCACACCCAGGACGUCCUCGGACCCCACGGACGUCGUGUCCGUGAGCUCACCUCGCUCAUCCAGAAGCGUUUCAAGAUCCGUGAGGGCGGUGUUGUCAUCUAUGCCGAGAAGGUCCAGCAGCGUGGUCUGUCGGCUAUUGCCCAGGCUGAGUCUCUCAAGUUCAAGCUCCUCAACGGUCUUGCCGUCCGUCGGGCGUGCUACGGUGUCCUCCGAUACAUCAUGGAGUCUGGCGCCAAGGGUGCUGAGGUUGUCGUCUCCGGCAAGCUGAGAGCCGCCCGUGCCAAGAGCAUGAAGUUCACCGACGGAUUCAUGAUCCAUUCCGGUCAGCCCGCUCGUGACUUCAUCGACACCGCCACCCGUCACGUUCUCCUCCGCCAGGGUGUCUUGGGUGUCAAGGUCAAGAUCAUGCUUGGCUCCGACCCCGAGGGCAAGCUCGGACCCAGCAAGACCCUUCCCGACGCCGUCACCAUCAUCGAGCCCAAGGACGACAGCUCUGCUCCUCUCGAGCCCCACAGCAUCAACUACAUUGCUAAGGCCGCCAAGGAGGAGGCUGAGGUUGCUGCUGUUCCUGAGGCCGAGGUCCAGCCUACUGCCGAGUAA